Molecule: messenger RNA, 834 nt
Organism: Arctia plantaginis
Lineage: Eukaryota; Metazoa; Arthropoda; Insecta; Lepidoptera; Erebidae
Source: the annotation of a GenBank genome assembly
AUGGAAUCCCCACAGAUGUACGAUGCGGCGGCGGCCCCGCCGCCACCACCACAACCAGACCUUAAAAAAGCAGUAGAGGAUAAGCGAGCACCCUUCCCGCCACCAGACCUAGACGAGCUCAAUGGACAGGAAAUUAGUUUGGAUUUACAGCACCUCAUCGAGGACCAAUUCAGGAGUGAGGAGGGCAUGGCUCUCUUUCAGGAAAUCCUUCCUGGUGGAAAGUCGCCCCAGCCGAGGUACAACCGGACGACGUUGGCGUACAUGCCACAGCCGGUACACUCGGGUGCGUCUUACGCUCCGGUCCAGCCCAAUCAAGGGCACGAGCAGGCUCCCCCUAUAAAGGAAGAGCCCCCUGAGCCCCACGACUACCGACGAACGGUUGCGUGUGCACAAUAUACAGGUCAAUACAACCCUCAGCCAACUGUUGGAGUCAGCGGUCCUUAUGGAGGCGGAUUCACACCGUUACCACCUCUAGGAGCACCUCUUCUCCCGCCGUUACUAAAACACAAGCCGACUCCGUCGAGACGAUCUUCAGGGAAGUCCAUAGACAAAGGUACCGAUGAGUAUAGAAGGCGACGGGAACGCAAUAAUAUAGCUGUGAGAAAAUCCCGUGAGAAAGCAAAAGUGCGCUCCAGAGAAGUCGAGGAGAAGGUGAAGACUCUUCUGAGGGAGAAAGAGGUGUUACUAAAGAGGUUGGAGGCUGUGUCAGGAGAGUUGAGCUUACAUAAGCAAAUGUAUGUGCAUCUGAUAAAUUUGAACCACCCGGAAAUCACGGAAUUGUGCCGAUCCAUGCUGCAGCUAGGAGCGCCGCAAGCGCAGGACCACACUCUCUGA